AUGUCUGAACGAAAGGUUCUUAACAAAUAUUACCCACCGGAUUUUGAUCCUGCCAAGAUUCCUAGAAGAAAAUUAGGGAAAGAUAGACAACAAGUCGUUCGUCUUAUGGCACCCUUUUCUAUGCAAUGUAAAUCAUGUACAGAAUUUAUUUAUAAAGGAAAGAAAUUCAAUGCCAGAAAGGAAGCUGCGGCUGGUGAACAUUAUUUUGGUAUCAAGAUCUUUAGGUUCUAUAUCAAAUGUCCCAGAUGUUCAAACGAGAUAACAUUCAAGACCGAUCCAAAGAAUUCAGAUUAUGUAGCCGAACAUGGAGCCCAAAGAAAUUUUGAACCAUGGAGAGAAGAAGAAGCCAAGAAAAAUGAAGGAUCAGAAGAUGAAGAUGAAGUC
Messenger RNA from Melampsora larici-populina 98AG31, 384 nucleotides. RefSeq lists its product as uncharacterized. The transcript has 4 exons. The record is from RefSeq and is a predicted model, not a curated record. The annotation marks the transcript as partial. Gene Ontology annotation, biological process: mRNA splicing, via spliceosome. Gene Ontology annotation, cellular component: U2-type catalytic step 1 spliceosome. NCBI's taxonomy places the organism in Eukaryota, Fungi, Basidiomycota, Pucciniomycetes, Pucciniales, Melampsoraceae.